Cetraspora pellucida is the source of this 404-nucleotide messenger RNA. NCBI's taxonomy places the organism in Eukaryota, Fungi, Glomeromycota, Glomeromycetes, Diversisporales, Gigasporaceae. The record is from the annotation of a GenBank genome assembly.
AAUCAACACUUAACCUUAGUAAGAUUCAGAAUACAACCAUUGUUGCUAAUAAUAGAAUCAAAGCCCAUAAAUUGAAUGGCAACAGUAAAAAGGCUAAAAAGAAAAAACAAGCUAAUCACAACAAUGAAAUUAAUUUAGCUUUUGAUAUUAAUAGUGAAAUGCCUAAAAUUCAAGAUACAACUACUGCUGCUAAGAAUAGAAAACAAGUUUAUCAUAAUGAAGUUAUUAAUGUUAAUAGUAAAAUGUUCAAAAUUCAAGAUACAACUACUUCUAAUACUAAUACUAUUGAUGUCAAUAGUAAGAUGUCUGAAAAUCAAGAUACAACCACUUCUGCUAAUAAUAGUGAUAGGACAAAAUUCUAUAAACUAAGUGACUAUAGUAACAAGGCUAAAAAAGAUAACCAA